AUGUUAUGUAUGUAUUUAUUCUGGGAAAAUUGUUAUGAAUUUUGAAUGGCGAUUUCUUAAUGUCUUUUUUAGUCAUUUCGUGCUUCAGGUAGAAUAAUAUGGUCUGCUUUAGGGGUUUAACAAUAAAAAGGGUUAUGGAUUGCCUUUUAUAGUACUUUUGGUGGUUUAUAUAGAGGUAUGGGGAGGUAAAGGGAGAAGGAGGGUCAUUUUUUGUUUUGGAAAAAAAAGUUCUCGCUAUUUCUUGUCUUGCAAAAAAAGUUCUUGCGUUUUUUAAAUUUUUUGUAUUUUUUGGAAAAAACUUUCUUCUUCAAGCUUAAAAUGGCAUUCUUAUUCAUUUUUUGAAGUUUCAGCUCUAAAAACUACCGGUAAUGCUAUCCUUUAUAACCCCUAAAAUAAAAAAGUGUAAAAACUUACUUUCCACUACCCUAAAAACCCGAUAAGUUUUAUUUCCACUCAGUGUUCCUCGAACUUUUUAUAAUAAAGCGCACCGUUGCUUGACUUGCCAGAUCGGACGUGAACGCGCUUUCGCACUGUGCAAAAGAGACAAAUGGCACUGCACAGUGCAGAAAUUAGGCUUUUGGCAAUAACUUUGUUUACUAUGAUAAGGAAUGGCUUUUUUGGGAGAAUUGUUUUUUUGGAAAGAACUUUCUUUACAAACUAAUGUAUGACAAAGUUUGUGUAACACGCUGGUAACGGGUGUUUGGUAUGUCUCUUCAUGGCUAUUUGAUUGCUGAGGCGAAACGAUAGGGAAAUUGAGAGGUCUGUUUGCACAAUUAUGAAUCAAGGACAAGUUAAAUAAAAGCGGUUUUUUCACGAUUUUUAUUAUUAUAGAAGCGUGAUAUCAUCGUAGCGAGAGUAUUAAGUUUCCUCGUAUUUACUGUGUUAUAGCGCGUACAUAUUUGUGGGUAUUGACAUUUUUUUGUUUGUAAACAACGUUUUUGCCAUUUUUUGUUUUGUAAAGAAAUUUCUUGCCAUUUCUUGUUUUGUAAAGAAAGUUUUUGUCAUUUUUUUCACUUUACAAACAUUUUUCUGUCAUUUCAUACUUUGUAAACAAAGUUAUUGCGGUUCUUAUAAAAAAACCUGAAAACCUGUCGAUUUUUAAAAAAUUUUGUAAAGAAGGUUUCUUCCGAAACUCAAAAAUCUUCAAAAACGUCUUUUUCUAUCAUUGUAAACAAAGUUAUUGCCAAAAAAUUAAUUUCUGCACCGUGCAGCGGGAUUUGUCUUCUUUGCACAGUGCAAAAGCGCGGUCCCGUCCGAUCUGGCAAGUUAAGCAACGGUGCACUUGAUUAUAAAAGGUUCGAGGAACACUGGAUGGAAACAAAGUUUUUGGGGGUUUUAGGGUACUGGAAAGAAAGUUUUUGCAAUUUUUUAUUUUGGGUUUGUAUAUAAUGGCAUUUUGGUAUGCUUUUAGAAAAGAAAAGUUGAAUUUUCGUCAUUUUUUGGCUUUCUUUAUCUUGUAAACAAAGUUUUUGCAAAAAUUAUUUGAACUUUUGGUGGAAGUGCAUCUGGUUUUGACUUUUUUAAUUUCGGUUUAAUAGAAUAGGUUAUUUUUUUAUUUUUGAUAGAUUUUUUUCUUUUUUUUUUGAGCUAUUUCGUAGUUUACUAUCAUAUAAUAAGUAUUAUCGAUCGUUACUUAUCGUAUUUUAUAUUUUUUCUAUUUUAACUUUAUACUUUAGAUCUCAAACUGUUGAUAACCAGAAUUCACCGUGAAGACCUACAAGAUUCCAGAUGAUGAGACGGUGGGUGGAGCGGUGGUAGCUCCGCCCAUCCGCUUUGAUCGCCAGUACUUUUUGGGCAUUGCUUCUCAUUUAAAAGUGUGCCAAAUUGUAAAUUAAUCUUAUCUUUUGUUAUCAGAAGUUUAGAAAAAAGUUUCAAAAAUAGAUCGAAAUUGGCUUAUACAACAGAAAUGGCAAUAAUUAGGCUUGAAAAUCAUGUUUAGGCUUAAGAAUUGAAUUUUAGUCUUAAAUACUAUAUUAGGCUUAAAAAUCAAAUUGUGGGCUUAAGAGUUGAAUUUCAGACUUUAAUACCAUUUUUAGGCUUAAAAUUGAAUUUUAAGCUUAAAAAUUAGCUUUAGGCUUAAAAUUAGUUUUAAGCUUAAAAAUUGAAUUUUAGGCUUAUAAAUCAAAUUGUAGAGUUAAAAAUUGAAUUUUAGGCUUAAAAAUUAGUUUUAAGCUUAAAAAUUGAACUUUAGGCUUAAAAAUUAGUUUUAGGCUUAAAAAUUGAAUUUUAGGCUUAAAAAUUAGUUUUAGGCUCAAAAAUUUUAUUUUAAGCGCAAAAAUUAAAAUUUAGGCUAAAAAAUGAUUUAUAGGCUUAAAAAUUAAAUUUUAGGCUUAAAACAGAAUUAUGGGCUUAAAAAUUGAAUUUUACUUUACAAACAUACAAACUUUCAAAACCCAAGUUUUCAGUUACUAAACCUUCUCUCCUUAUCAGUAAUCUUUGCUUGUUAUCCAAACUCCUUCAACGAAUCAUGUUUAUGGAGGUUAUAUUCAUCAAACCAACUGUUCAUCAUCGUCUGUGUGAACGGCUUCUUUUUCGUAUUAACGACGUUACUUUGGUUGGCUAAUGCGUUCAGCUUUCCGGAUGCUUAUUAUCAAUUUAACUUUCAUAUUCUGGUAAGUUGUUUAAUGACAAAAAUUUUAUUUAUUUCGUCUUUAAUCUAAAUUUAAAGUGUUAGAGUUGGCAGGCUGCUCCCGAUAUUGGAGGCGAAUCUGCAGGCUGCGGGUGACAAGUUAUACGGUGAAAGGUGUUUUUGGAAAUUUUAAGCUUUAGAAAGGCCAUUUUUCUUAUUUUACACAAGAAAAAUAAUUGACGAUUUGCGCCCUAGCUUAAAAGCGCGUUUUGCAGACUGCGGUUGGAAGUUAUACGAUGAAACGUAUCUUUGGAAACCCUAAGCCUAAAAACGUCAUUUUUUAAUAUUUUUUUACAAACAAUUUUAUUUUAUUUCAUUUUGCAAAAAAAAUUAAUUAGCAAGCUCCGCCCAAGCUUAAAAGCAUGUUUUGCAGCCUGCGGUUGCCAAGUUAUACGAUGAAACCUGUCCCAAAUUUAAAAAUAAAAAAGUUUUAAAAUAGUGAAAAAUAACUUAAAAAUGUAUUUCAGGAACGACUACACGCUUUAUUCGCAAUGGCAAUGUAUGUUUUGGCAAUUGGAAUACUAGUCUGUACCAAUACUAGUCAUCACUUUUCGACCGUUUGGCUCAUUGAUUUGGUAGGUGCUUUACGCUUGUAAAGAAAGUUUUUGCCAUUUUUCGUUUUGUGAAGAAAUUGUUUGUCAUUUUUUGUUUUGUAAAGAAAGUUUUUGCCAUUUUUUGUUUUGUAAAGAAAGUUUUUGCCAUUUUUUGUUUUGUAAAGAAAGUUUUUGCCAUUUUUUGUUUUGUAAAGAAAGUUUUUUUCGAUUUUUUGAUUUUAAGUUCUUGCUUUUAUAAUUUUUUAUUUGUAAUUCGCGCGUACAUUAGUUGAACCAACUUGUGUACGCGCGAAUAAUUCGGCCGUACACAAGUUUUCGUCAAUAUUGAUUUGUAAAGAAAGUUCCUGUUAUUUCUAAUAAAUUUUCAUUUUCAGGCUGCUUUAUUUACCACAUUACUAGUCUACGCACUGGACUACUGGCGUCGGCGGAAAGACGACGGUAUUCCAAGGCAACAACAGGCUUCUCGACGGCGUAUUUUAGCCUAA
Molecule: messenger RNA, 3668 nt
Organism: Bursaphelenchus okinawaensis
Lineage: Eukaryota; Metazoa; Nematoda; Chromadorea; Rhabditida; Aphelenchoididae
Source: the annotation of a GenBank genome assembly